AGCUGAAAUUAAUUACAUGUGUUAUUGUUAUGUUAGGAAAUAACAAAUAUUUGUGUUCGGUGUCUUAUUAUUUGGUCAUAAACAAAGUAAAUAACCCUAUGUGAUAAGUUAUGAGAUGUUUUAGUGAAGUAUUUAAUUUCAAUUUGUUUAGAACCAUUUUGACAUCCGAGUUAUCUAGCAUAAGCCAUAAAAGUUAGUUUAGAAGGGGAAAGUUUAAAUUGUCAAAUUCUGAUUAAAUACUGAUUUGUUAAUUAAUCGCUAAUUAGUAUUAUCACUAUCAUUUUUAUCGAUAAUGGCUUCUUGUUCUACUGACACAGCAAGAUUUGAGGCAGUCCCAGGUCCUUCUAGAGAUAAUUUCUCAGGAGAUUCAGAAGAAAAUUUUGAGUUUGAGCACGCAUCGUGUUUUAUCUGCAAUGGAUAUUAUGGACCCUGUUUUGAAGAACCAGUGUGUGCUACAUGUCACACAUUUUUGUUCCCGGAGGAGUUGGGCAGUGCUCAAGACAUUCCCGUUUUUAGUGAUAAAACUGAUGAUGGAGAUUCUGGAAAUGAUGAACCAACAGACCUAUUUAGUGGACCAGAAAGAAGAAGUUCUAAUCAGGGAGGGGCUCCUCAGCCUGCUCCACCAUCCACUCCCCCACCCCGUCCUGACCCCUUAGCCCAUCGCCUGGAACUGCUCACCACCCCGCGUGAGCCCGAUAACUGCUCGCCACACAUUGUUGAAUGUUUGCCUCCAGAAGUGUUGUUGGCAGUAUUCUCGUAUCUUGACGAUAUUUCGCUGUGGUGUGUGGGAAAUGUGUGUAAGCGUUGGAGACAGGUGCUCCAGUCUUAUAAAACAGGAGAGUCGUGGCACACCUACACAUUGCGUAGGUGGCCUCUGUACAAGCCUAUUUGUAACGUACAAGACUGGUUCUCUGUCUACACUAAGCUCAUUGACAGCUGUCCCUGCAAGAUUUGCUUGGUCCAAAUGUCACAACAGCUGCAGCCAGUUGGUGAGGAGAACUCUUGGCGAAGACACCGACUCCGCAACGAACUGAAAAGUCUGCAGAUAGACCCACCGGAGGGCAUUGAAGUGCUUCCUCUAGACACGAAGAGCUGUCACUGGAUGGCCACAAUAACUGGACCAGUCGGCAGUCCUUAUGAAGGGGGCAUAUUUUACCUGUAUCUGCAGGUUCCAUACAGUUAUCCAAUGAAACCUCCCACAGUGAGGUUUAUCACAAGGAUAUUCCACCCAAAUGUUUCUCGUCAUGGAGAUGUGGGUAUUGACUGCAUUCAGCAUAACUGGACAUUGGCACUCACCAUUUCUAAGGUCCUAAUCUCCAUCCAGAGUCUGCUUACUGACCCAUUCUGUCAGAUCUGUAUGGAGCCCGAAGUGGGUCGGAUGUAUCGGAAUGAACGGUCACACUUUGAGGCCAUCGCUCGUAUGUGGACAUGGCAAUACGCCAUGCACGACGUCCUGCCCCCAUGCCCAAACUACUCGUAAUACUUCGCCACACAGCUUUCCUUUAUUUCUUUAUUAGGAUAAGUUAUUUAUUUACAUAACGCUUAACGCUUACAAUAUCAUUAGCUUAACUUUUGUAUUACAUGUAAAUAAGUAAGAUUUAAUAAUGUGUAAUAAAUAAUUACAUACAGA
Homalodisca vitripennis (glassy-winged sharpshooter) is the source of this 1630-nucleotide messenger RNA. RefSeq lists its product as uncharacterized. The record is from RefSeq and is a predicted model, not a curated record. The transcript is spliced from 8 exons. Bases 293 to 1480 code for a protein of 395 amino acids. Lineage: Eukaryota; Metazoa; Arthropoda; Insecta; Hemiptera; Cicadellidae. Gene Ontology annotation, molecular function: protein binding.